UUUGUAGAAAUUAGUGUUGGUUGGCAGCAGCCUUACCUGAUUCGUUCAGUAUAGAAGAAGAUGGCGACGAGAAAAGUGAACGUUAACGAUGUCCUCCUAACAGUGAAUCUCUUUUUGUUUUUUUCUUUUUUAAUCGAUGCUAAAAAACUCGAUGAUAUUGUUCAAGAAUCUUCCGGUGGGCUACCAUUUUUACAAUUCACAAAAGACGGUGUUCGUGUGAAUUUUGCUGGAUAUCAUGCUGAAACUGGUCUCGGUGGUCUUCUUGGUAAUUCUCAAACCGGUGGAGGACUUCAUGCAAGUGCUGGAACACCGUUUGGUCCACAAGCAUCUGCUGGAUUAGGUGGACUACUUAACGGUGAUAAUGCGAACACAGGUGGUGGUUUAUAUGCCCAAGCUGGUCUUGGACAUAAUCGACCAGCAGCCAGAGCUGGACUUGGAGGAAUCCUAGACGGAAGUGGAAAUUCGAAUAAUCCUAUUGCCGGUAUUCUUUUCGCGAACGCUGGACUUGGAAAUAAUCAACCAUCAGCCAAAGCUGGACUAGCAGGAAUCCUGGACGGAAGUGGAAAUUCGAAUAAUCCUAUUGCCGGUACUCUUUUCGCGGACGCUGGACUUGGAAAUAAUCAACCAGCAGUCAGAACUUCCGAUAAUGUUUAUUAUGAUACAAUACCUAGUAAUGCCGCAUCAAUUAAACCAUCUACAAGUCACACAAAUAUACAAUUAAUUUCAGGCUCAAUACCGAAGAAUCAUAAGAGCCAAAGAGCGAUAAACUCAAAAUCAGUAGUUCAGAUCAACGAACCUAUUCCCGAGUCGAAAUACGCAGGUACGUCGGCAGAACUAUAUGCGAAUACAGGUUAUGUCAGUGGCAAGAGUGCAUUCGAAAAUGUACAAAAGAUUCCAACUUCCCGUGAUAAAUCGAUUGAAGAAGAUCGAAAGAUAAACGAGGCUACUCCACUUGUUAAUGACUUAAUAUCUUCGAAAGGAGUCAUUGAAGCUAAUGCUGGAGCUAAUGGAAAUGCUGCAGUUGGUAGUAACGUUAACACGGCACAAGAACAACCGCUGUUAAAUCAUUGGUACUUAAGAAAAAGAUUUCGCAGUGGUCCAUUGAGAAAACAAAUAUUACAUUCGAGUUCGGUGAUACCAGUUUCGGUUCCGAUAACAGCAUCCACAUCUAGUGGUACAUCAGGAACUGCAUCUGGUGGAGUAUCUGCAAGUGCAUCAGGAGAAAUUAUUUCACGAGUGAACGCCGACAGUUCGGCUGGCAGUGACGUCACUUUUGUUAGUUCGAAAACUUAUAAACCAGGAUCGUUCUUUGACGAUAUUUUUAAUAUACCAAUUUCCACAUUGACAGCGGUAAAUCAAUUACUCAGAAAUAAUGCUGGCUGAGGACUGGACCAUCUUUAUUAUCAUCUUACUACUUUAUACUUCUAUAAUUAUUUUCUUUUGAUAUUAUUACGAAUGAUCUUCGUAAAAAAAAAAAAAAACCACGUAGUAUUCAUAUGGUUGGUGCAUUCGUUUAUUAUUAUUAUUUUUUUUUAUUAUUUUUUUUUUUUUUUAUUCUGAAGUAUUUAUUCGUCGACUACUUUUUAUUAGAAACAAUUAUCUAUUAUAAUAGGUACAUAGAUUGCAAUCAUACAAACGAGAUGAUAAAUAUGACGACAUUAAUUAUAA
Messenger RNA from Vespa crabro (European hornet), 1668 nucleotides. RefSeq lists its product as uncharacterized. Bases 61 to 1383 code for a protein of 440 amino acids. NCBI's taxonomy places the organism in Eukaryota, Metazoa, Arthropoda, Insecta, Hymenoptera, Vespidae. The record is from RefSeq and is a predicted model, not a curated record. The transcript has 7 exons.